CAAAAAAAAAAAAGCAAGCUGCUCUUGGUUGAGGUAAAAACAGAUAGAAGAGAUCUGUAGAUGGCUGUGACAUAACUCUUUGAAUUUGUGGGCUUUCCUGAGGGGUGUGGCUAUGGAGACUGUAAUGAUUAGUGCUUCCCCUUCAAAAUAUACCAGCGCAGCUACUUCUAAGACUGCAUUCUGAAGCCAUACCAGAGAACUAGUGCUAGUUAGUCACGUCAGCAAUACCAAAAUCCAUAUAUAAGAACUUUGGGUAUUCAAUACAGCUUGGCUUCCUUUCUUCCACGGUGAGAGAAAUGAACACUGUUUGCUUGACGAAAAGCUGCAAACAUGCCUCUGUCUGGGAGCAACAUCCGGCAACCUUCCUGCAGUAGGAAGCUGUGCAGAAACCUCUUUGGACCAGUGGAUCAUGAACAGCUCCAGAAGGACUUCCAGUCCUUAAUGAGGGUUCAGCUGGAAGAGGCCCAGCAAAAGUGGAAUUUUGACUUUGAAACAGAAACCCCACUUGAAGGGAACUACAAAUGGGAGAAGGUCUCCCAUCUCAACCUGCUCCAGUCUCAGGACCUGCUGAGCCCCACAAAGGAGAACAGUUGCGCUGGUGAAAAGAGAUCGUCCCCUGUACACCUGAAGAAGCUUGCAAAGACAGAGAGUCCGGUGCAGGUGGGCCUUGAGGCUUGCAAGACUGGUUCCCCAAGGAGCCUGAAACGAAAGCAGACAAGUAUGAAAGAUUUCUACAGCUCAAAGAGGAGAACUGUCCCAUAUAAGUCCAAGCCAUGAUAACUAUGCGGCGAGCAAGAUGCAUCCAUGUGGUCUCUUGGCUGAAGGUGCUGAGCUGUCUUCACUGCUGUUUUCUGGAACGAGGCAUAUUUGGACGUAAUCUCCAGUGAAGUCACCAGGAUGUCUGUUUCAAGGAGCACCUGUUCAGAGUUAGCAGCCCUACUCUGAAGACUCUCACAAUCCUCUUAGAUUACAUGAACUGUUUAGCGGACUAGUGUAACACUUUGGAAGGAUGUAGAAUUCUUUUCUUACUUUUCAUAUAGCACUGGAGCUUGAUGUGCAAUUGGAUAUUGUAAAGCCUUAUCAUAAAACAGAGUGCAAAGUUGAUGUGGGAGGGGAGAGACAUUAUUUAAAGGACAGUGUGAUGCAUGUAGAACAGGAGCCAUGUAAAUUCUGCUUGUGACUGAGUUUCUGUCUUGCUCUCCAGCCAUUCCCACCAUUCAUAUACCUGCCCCAGGUAGAAGCUUGUUUGCGGUAUGAAUCACUUUGAAAGGUGCAAUGCCUGUGGUAGCAAUAUUUUAGAGGAUAACUCUUUCCCAGAUCGUAUUGUGUUUUCUUGCUCUCCAAAGGUUGAAGGAAAAGACUGAGGAGCCAAUUCCUUUUCUAAAGAUUAAAAAAAGCUUGUUAUUACAGCAGGCAGAAGAUGUUUGUGUAGUCAGAGCAUCACAGAUCAAUACAUUUUAUUGCUGUGGCUGUGAGGGGGGUGGCACUUUACCAACCAACCCUGGAGAGCAUGUGAAGCUUGAUGUGGUCCCUUUCUUAGUCAACUACCCUAAAAUAUUAAGCCAGAUCACAUAGGAGACACUAGCCUGGGGAAAACAUAAUUUAUUAGCAUCUACAAUGUAGCAUAGCACAGGCAUGCUAGCAUAGUUUUACAAACACAGUCACUCAACCUUACUUCCGUACUUCAAAGCCCCCAGCACAGAAUUAUGGUAGACGAAUGGGGAAGGAGAAUAAUGCAGGGUUUGGUUGACUGUGAAUGCUAGCCAAGGUUGAUGGGACAUGCUCUUUGGCUGUCCAUUCCUUAACUUCGCUGAGGCAUAGAGUACUGGUAAUGUACAUUGUUUGACUCCUCCUUGCUUUUCCUGAGGUUGUGUGGCUGCCCCUCUUUGCCAGCAGUCCUCAAAGGAUGAUGCAUUUUGGGGCUGGAAGUUAUACUGCUGAACACUAUAGCUGUAAUUAGUGUGAGAUGAUCCAGCUGACAAGUUUUCUACUCCAAAUUUGGCACUAAUGCUUCAAUGGCUGCAGGUGUAUUUCUGUCAAGAACCUGCCUACUUGAGACUUGGUGCAGUGUUCUGAAGUGACAGCCUGCACUACUUGUGGUCUCUGGAAAACAAAUCUUUGCUUCUCUCAUUCUACUCACAGCCCUGGGCUCUUCUGCUGUCCAAAUGCUGUUAACUUUGACGUGUGCAAUCUUAUCCCUUUUGGGGAGAAGGUGAGGAGACAGAGGGAGGGUCUUGGUGGGCCAGGUAUUGUGUAAGCCUGGGAUAAGGAAAUGGGCUGGCUGAAUGAUAAAGCAGUGGAAAUUGGGAGACUAUCAGCCAUAUACUUUAAUGAAACCCGAAAGAUUGCACACUAGCCACAGAUGAGCCACACAGCCUCAGUUUAUUAACCAUGAAGGACAUGUUUGCAUGGUUUUGACUUGAGUGGCAUUGCAAGAAGUGCACUUAACAGACAGAAAAGGCCAAGAUUUUUUUGCGGAUGGAUAUUGAAUGCAUACCUAGAAGAGCGUGGUAUAAGAGCCAUUCUUCAGGCAUUUUCUGAAUCUAGUAAAGUUGCCUAUGGCCUUUUGUCUUUUUUUUUCAUGCACAGGGCAGGCUGCUUUGACCAUUGCACUUUGUCAUAUAGGGGAACAGUAGGUCUCUUUUUGAGCACUAAUCGGUUUGUUUGUGACUAUGAUGCUACUGAAUUUACUGACUAAGCCUAGGACUUAAAAUAAAGCCACUUCAUAAU
Pogona vitticeps (central bearded dragon) is the source of this 2730-nucleotide messenger RNA. It is a transcript of the gene CDKN1A, whose product is annotated as cyclin dependent kinase inhibitor 1A. Gene Ontology annotation, cellular component: nucleus; cyclin-dependent protein kinase holoenzyme complex. Gene Ontology annotation, molecular function: cyclin-dependent protein serine/threonine kinase inhibitor activity. Gene Ontology annotation, biological process: regulation of G1/S transition of mitotic cell cycle; signal transduction by p53 class mediator; negative regulation of cyclin-dependent protein serine/threonine kinase activity. The record is from RefSeq and is a predicted model, not a curated record. NCBI's taxonomy places the organism in Eukaryota, Metazoa, Chordata, Lepidosauria, Squamata, Agamidae.